This is a messenger RNA of Dothidotthia symphoricarpi CBS 119687, 2232 nucleotides long. RefSeq lists its product as uncharacterized. The record is from RefSeq and is a predicted model, not a curated record. The coding region runs from base 427 to 2004 and encodes 525 amino acids. NCBI's taxonomy places the organism in Eukaryota, Fungi, Ascomycota, Dothideomycetes, Pleosporales, Dothidotthiaceae. The transcript has a single exon.
GAAUCUCCUCCCUCUGCACCCAAACGGCCCGUAUGCGCAUGAGAGUUAUUACAGUACUACGCCAUCCCCCAGCACCGACGCACGACCCAUUCGCAAAACUCAUUUCAAGCACAACACCCCUGUCCGCCCACCAACCACAAGGCUGCGCUUCUCCUUCCAUUGUGGCUCCCGCGGUGCUGUCUUUGGUUCACUUGCAGCAUGCUUUGACGGCUUUCUUUUUCUGUCCCGGAAACAAAGAGGCGGCGCACGGAACAUUGUCUGGCGCUGUCAAAACAAGCUACCGCACCUUGACAAAUAGCUCACGCACCGCUCGUCGCGCAGUCUGCCUACACCGUGUACGACGUAGUUCAGCUCCUUGGAAACAUCGUUUUCGCGACUCGGAAUUCGCCAUUGUUGUGAACUCAGACACCCACUUCUGCCCUAACAAUGGAGCCUGCACCUAGAAUACUACCUGAGAUCCCCCGGCGAAUUCGCUCGCCCAACUCACAAAACGCCCAACCAACAUAUGGCUACCACAACACCUUCCACACCCAUGCGCAAUUGCCUGUAGGCUCUCCGCCCACAUACGCCCGCGCGAGCGACCCCCAAUCAUUGCGACAUCUAGAAGAGAAGGCGCGGAGGGAGACGGAGGCAGCACGUAGCGAUGAUCGACCGCCAGCAUACACAUGUUCGGUCGAGCUUGGGGGGAUCAUGGGCGUGCGGAAGGAGCUAUCCUCGCCAUUUCGCGUGUCAGGCCACCGGGAGUGGUACAACGCAUACGUAGUGCUGCGAGGGACGCUGCUCAGCAUCCACCGAGUCAAACACCCCAACAUCCUCAGCAAGAACCGACGACCUUCACCAGGCCGACUCAUAGUUUCAUACUCGCUACAACAUGCUGAGGUUGGCAUGGCUUCUGAUGUAAAAAAAUCCGCACUAAUACCAAAAUCACCACUGGCGCAUUUUGUGCCCGCUGCAUCUCGACAAAAGGUGUUCGAGACAGACCCACAUCUAUUCGAACCCAUCAGGGAACACGUGCUCCGUCUGCGCGUAGAGGCAGAGCAAUUCCUGCUAUGUGCGGAUACCGAGGAGGAGAUGCUGUCGUGGACAGAGGCGCUGUGCGCCGCAAUCGACAUCAGCCCACCCAUCGAAGACCGAAGCGAGCCACGUUACCGUAGCCUGCCGAGGAGAAACAGACGACAGCGGGCCCUCGACGGUGGACAAUACGCAGAGAAUCUGGAAAGCCUAUCGAGUGUCGAAGCAGGGAGACGCAUCAUUGCCGAGCAAGAACGCAUCAUCCGCCAACUCUACCCAAACCUGGCUGGCACGCGAGAGCCAGAAAACCCAGCUCCCGGGGCUGAUGCCGAGACAGAAGACUUCGACGCUGAAGAUGUGCGGUUCCCCACCCGCUCCUCAACAAGAGACGCGAGACCGCACUCUUCACAAGACGACGACGAUGAGCGCCCAUCAACCAGUCCCGCGGACCCGAAAUCCACUCCCACCAACCAGCCCGACCCAGCGCAGACACUCCGGUACCGUCGCCGCUGUGCCCCCGUCCUACUCGCCACCUCACCCCGAGUAAGCGACGUAGUCUUCAGCGAAGGAAUACGCAUGCGCAUCAGCGUGCGCGAGCAGACAAUGACGGAAUUCACAUCGCACCCGCCGCGCUACGACGCGCACGGCUGGCCAAAAGCUAAACGCGCACCAAAGCACAUCGCUAUUCAGAUCCCGACAACUGCAGCGACGUGCGAGACGGUGCCUACCCACAGCGAUGCGCAGAGACCAUCGUCGCCUGUAAGGGGUAUGAGCGAUGACUCGAUUACUUCUAUCUCGUUUGGAGAGGAUCUGGCGCCCACGCGCUCCGAGCACGGGAGUGAUGAUAUUGCGUUUGCGGCGCCGUCUGGGCCGCCGUCGCCGACGGGGUUGGCGCAUAAGAUGGAUGCGGAGCGGCAGCUGGAUGGGAUGGGGAAGAGGCGGAAUAGCGAGGGUGGGUUUGGUGCUGCUUUGGGUGUGGGGCUGCUUGUUUGAAGUGGUGUUGUUUGAAUGUGCCUGUUAGAUUUUCUAUAUGUUUGGGUUUUGAGUUUGAUUUCGAUGUCGAUUUUUGCUUUUGGUGUCAGCGAGCGGGUCGGCUAUCAUCCAGCGAGGGCGUUUCUUUCGUUUGUUCCUGGAGCCUGAUCAUACAUUCCCUUUGUACUUGUUUAGUCUGUUCUCGGCGCGCAGAUACCCAGUCCUCUCAAUGAAGAACAAAAGAUGAUC